Messenger RNA from Poecilia latipinna (sailfin molly), 3847 nucleotides. RefSeq names its product kinase suppressor of Ras 1-like. Gene Ontology annotation, biological process: Ras protein signal transduction; protein phosphorylation. The transcript has 21 exons. Bases 434 to 3379 code for a protein of 981 amino acids. Gene Ontology annotation, cellular component: cytoplasm. Gene Ontology annotation, molecular function: protein kinase activity; ATP binding. The record is from RefSeq and is a predicted model, not a curated record. Lineage: Eukaryota; Metazoa; Chordata; Actinopteri; Cyprinodontiformes; Poeciliidae.
UGGGAGAGCGUUGGGAGGUGUAGAGCCGAGAACCGUUUUUAUAACCAGUGUGACUUUAUUUCCCAGAUUGCACCGCGCACAGUGAUGUUCCCAACAGCUGACAGUCGGUGAAGCCUCUGCCAGAGCUGUCCGUGGAAGCUCGUGAAGCCCUCUCGUCGGAAGCCCACGUAGACUGGACACACAAGCCGAACGUUUGCGGAAUCAAGACUGCCUAACAUAGUUUUUGGGAAACAUUCUUUUUUCUUUUUCUUUUUUUUUUUUUUUAAGUUUUAUUUCUUAUUUUAAUAGUCCAGCAUUGGCAGCCGGGGACAAUUGCUGUCAGCUAACUUCCACAAUAGGUCGCUGCGUCGCUGGACUGCCGCUUUAUGUUUUAUCCGAGCUCAGCGGUUUGACUCCAGCCCUUCCCUCUCCAGCCGUGCCCCAAUGCUGAGGAAUGGAUAGCGUGUCUGCUAACGGUGGGAAGAUGGUCGAGAGUGAUGAGCAGCAGCCGGAGAGGCACAGCGGCGGUGGCGCAGCGAUGGCCGCGCUCCAUCAGUGCGAGCUCAUCCAGAAUAUGAUUGAUAUCUCCAUCUCCAGUUUACAGGGGCUACGGACCAAAUGCGCCGCGUCCAACGACCUCACGCAGCAAGAAAUACGCACUUUAGAGGUAAAGCUGAUGAAAUACAUCUGUAAACAGCUGCAGUGUAAAAGGAAGGUCCCAGACACGGAGAGGCCCGAGGCCCUGGACAGCUACCCGCGCUUACGGGACUGGCUGCGCACCGUCAACCUGCGACCAGAGCUCAUCCAGGGGGUAGAGACAAAGUUGUCCUUGGACACAUUACUGCAGAUGACCGGAGCUCAGGUGAGAGAUGCGAUGAGAAGACUGGGGUCCAGUUCAGAAGAAUGUGCUAGACUUGGUGCUGCCCUCUCCUGUCUAAAGAGUGCCACUGAAUCAGGAGGCGAAAUGAAAGAGGAUGGUGUUUCCUGGCUGUCUGAGUCCACCAGGAGGGACAGUGGCUCUCUACUAACGGCAGACCAGCUGCCUUUCCUGGGAACUCCCCUGCGCCCCCACAGUCCAUCGCCUCUAGCCCGCCCCUCCACCAUCCAGUCCACGCCAUCCACCCCCUCUGCUACCUUCCAUCAUCCCCGUUCUGGUUCUGUUUCAGCAGCAGCCACACCGGAUGGGCUGGGAUCAUACGGCCAUGGCGACAGUCCCCUCACAGAUCUGUUCCCCAUGCCUCGGCCACGCACAACCCGCCUCCACGGGCACACCUCCACCCCGCCUGUAACCCCACCCUCAAAUAGGCGACAGAAACUGAAGCCCCCUUGCACUCCUCCACCUCCGUCCCGCAAGGUUCUGCAUCUGCUCCCCAACAUCACUCUGACACGCAGCAAGAGCCACGAGUCCCAGCUGGGCAAUCGCAUCGAGGAUCCCCCCAACAACAAGUGUGGUAAAAAGAACAAAUUAUUGCUGAACAUGCAAGUGAAUGGGAAUGGAUGUGAGGACUCGCCUUCUCGGUAUCCAGUCAAGCCCGCACGGACCCCUGGAGGGACGCCAGCUCCCAACACCGCACCUUACACCCUCCCAGGGACACCCACGCUAAUUGAGGAGCACAGCAUAAUUAAGAAUAACUUAGCGUUGCACCGCAGCUCCCCAAAAGCAGUCAGGAGGGACAUCGGUCUAGCCGUCACGCACAGGUUUUCGACCAAGUCCUGGUUAUCCCAGACAUGUCAAGUGUGUCAGAAGAACAUGAUGUUUGGUGUUAAAUGCAAACACUGUCGGUUAAAGUGCCACAACAAAUGCACAAAGGAGGCUCCGUCCUGCAGAAUCUCCUUUCUACCAAUUGCCAAAAUUAGGAGGACCGAGUCUGUUCCUUCUGAUAUAAACAACCCUGUGGACCGACCACAAGAAGCUCCUCAGUUUGGUACAUUACCAAAGGCCAUUACAAAAAAGGAUCAUCCCCCUGUCAUGAACCAGAUGGACUCGAGCAGCAACCCAUCCUCCACCACUUCAUCCACUCCUUCCUCCCCUGCUCCCUUCCAGCAGAGCAAUCCUCCGAGUGCCACGCCACCACCUAACCCUUCGCCCAAAGGACACAGAGACAGCCGAUUUAACUUUCCAGCUGCGUAUUAUUUUCAGCAUAGGCAGCAGUUUAUCUUCCCCGAUGUUUGCAGUCCUACAAAUGUGUGCUCUGAUGUCCUCCAAGACACAGCCAGUGAGGUAGAACAGUCAGCAGAUGAUACUCACAAUGAGCUGGUUGAGGAUGAAGAUGAAGAGGAAGGGGAUGAGAACAUUGAGGAUGAAGAUGAAGAUCCCGAAGCGGAGGAGGAGAAUGACGAGGACGACAGAGAUGACCACGGAGGGGAAUACGAGGAGGACAGGGAGGGAAUGAUGGGGAACAUCGGCUCAGACGGUGAGUGCGACGAGCUGGAUGAUCUGCCAUGCUCUCGUGGAAACCAGUGGAAGGGCCCCAUAUCCCGCAAGCCCAGCCAGACGAGCGUGUACCUGCAGGAGUGGGACAUUCCCUUUGAGCAGCUGGAUCUCGGCGAGCUCAUCGGAAAGGGUCGCUGGGGUCGAGUACACAAGGGUCGGUGGCACGGCGAGGUCGCCAUCAGACUUCUUGAGAUUGAUGGAAACAAUCAGGAUCAUCUGAAGCUCUUUAAGAAGGAGGUGAUGAACUACAGACAGACCAGACACGAGAAUGUAGUCCUCUUCAUGGGGGCUUGCAUGGCUCCACCCCACUUAGCCAUCAUCACCAGUUUCUGUAAAGGAAGGACACUGUACUCAGUUGUCCGGGACACCAAAAAUAAUUUGGAUAUCAAUAAAACGAGGCAAAUCGCUCAGGAGAUUGUAAAGGGAAUGGGCUACCUUCACGCCAAAGGCAUCGUUCACAAAGACCUGAAGUCCAAGAAUGUUUUCCACGACACCAACAAAGUGGUGAUCACGGAUUUUGGCUUGUUUGGGAUUUCUGGAGUCGUUCAGGAGGGGAGGCGUGAGAAUAAACUCAGACUUCCGCACGGUUGGAUUUGUUACCUCGCGCCGGAGAUUGUGCGUAAAAUGUGUCCAGGCAACAAUGAGGAUCGCCUUCCCUUUUCAACAGCAGCGGACGUGUAUGCCUUUGGAACAAUUUGGUAUGAGCUUCAAGCUAGAGACUGGCCAAUCACUAACCAGCCUGUUGAAGCCACCAUCUGGCAGGUGGGGAGUGGCGAGGGCAUAAAGAAGGUUUUGGGGGAGAUCAGCCUGGGCAAGGAGGUCACAGAGAUCCUCUCUGCCUGCUGGGCAUUUGACCCGAGAGAUAGGCCGACCUUCACUCAGCUGGCCGACAUGCUGGAGAAGCUGCCCAAACUCAACCGCAGGCUGUCGCACCCAGGACACUUCUGGAAGUCUGCAGAGUUGUAGCAGCCACUCUGAAACAUAAGCAAUGCAAAACAAAGCCUGGUUCUGCCUUGCAUGCUCCUGGAUCUCUAACUGUUACAGGGUUGAUCAAAGCAUUGCCUCUGCCUGAAACGGGCACCAUUUCCACUAAUCCCCAGUCCAAUCUUCCGUGUCUAACCGUUGGCGUAUUUCUUGUUUGGAAGAGCGGAUCGAGGGACUGAAAUACGAAAGAUAGGGAGCCCUUUUUUUUUUUUUUUUGCUUUUCCCUUUUGACACAUCUUUAAAAUCUCUUUGCCUUUUUCUUUUCUUUUUUUUUUCUUUUUUUUUGCUUGAUUCUAAAACAUCUGCUGGGCUUGUGAGUCUGGGCGUCUGUGAGACUGACUGACUGUGCCUGCUGAUGGCUGCUCACCUUCUCUGUGCUGCUAUGAUGUGGCUGUUCUCGCUGGGAUCCUGACAAAAUGGCACUUUUUUUUUUUCCCUCCUCCCUGAAAA